Molecule: messenger RNA, 1206 nt
Organism: Papilio machaon (common yellow swallowtail)
Lineage: Eukaryota; Metazoa; Arthropoda; Insecta; Lepidoptera; Papilionidae
Product: KH domain-containing, RNA-binding, signal transduction-associated protein 2
Exons: 9
Biological process (GO): regulation of alternative mRNA splicing, via spliceosome
Cellular component (GO): nucleus
Molecular function (GO): mRNA binding
Source: RefSeq, a predicted model, not a curated record
AAACGAAAGCUUCGUGAAUUUCGGUUAACGUGAUCGCGUUCGAAGAGCGUUCGAAAUUUGAAAUUGUAAAUUGGAGUUUUUUUUACAAUGCUAUCUGUGGAAUGGUGGUUUUAAUAUUCGUUUUAUGGAAUAUUUUGUGGCCAGUAUACCAGUGUAUGUGUUAUUGUGAAACAAAUGUAUAGUGAUGUGUAAGUGAGGUGUAGUGACAAGAUGGAGUCGAACCCAUUGCCUCUGGAGACGGAGGACGAAGGCCGUCAGCCACAGGGCUCCUCCACGGGCAGCGGGUCUUCAUCAGGAACUGGAUAUUAUGGACAUAAGAACGGUGAAUGGCGCGGUGAGAGAAGAAUGUUGGAUAUAACAAGAGACAAGCCAGUUAAAGUUUGCGUUCGAGUUGUGGUACCCGUACGUGACCAUCCAAAGUUUAACUUCGUUGGGAAACUGUUGGGUCCAAAAGGUAAUUCGUUGAAGAGGCUUCAAGAGGACACCAUGUGCAAGAUGGCGGUGCUCGGUCGCGGCUCUAUGAAAGAUAGACAAAAGGAGGAAGAGCUGCGAGUGUCGGGUGAUCCUAAAUUCGCUCAUCUAUCAGACGAGUUGCACGUAGAGAUCAGCGCAUUUGCGACUCCAGCUGAGGCACACGCACGUAUUGCGUAUGCUCUCGCGGAACUGAGAAGAUUUCUAGUACCUGACUACAACGAUGACAUAAGACAGGAACAGAUGCUAGAAAUGCAGAUACUCUCGUCGCAAAGCGAACAGAGACGACUGACUCCGCCGGAAUCUUCCAGAAGUGGGAGCGAAGAAACUCUACCCCUAAGAGAUGCAGGGCCUAAACAAAGACCGAUGCCAAAUAUGCAGCAAGCGGCAGUGCCGACGUCUCUCCCUGGCGGCAUCGCUCUCAGCCCAGCGAACGUUCGAGAAUUUUCGCCUCCGGCGCCCACAUCUGCACAAGAACAUAUAUCUUCACAUCAUCAGAUAGCGGCCGGACACGCUGGUCACGGCGUGCUCGUGGGCAGCGGAGUUCUGCAACAACCCACACAUCACUUACUCACACAGAACUCAUUAUUAGGUGCGGGUGGGGGGGUUGCGAGCGCGGGCCGCAAGCGGCCGCUGCUGGGUGGCGCGCGGGCCGCCAUGUCGCCGACUAAACGUGCGGUUAUCUCGCUGCUGGCGCGCGCGCGGGCCGCCGCACACAAGCACGCGCCCACAUGG